AUAUUUCUUAUCCUACAAGUAAAAUAGAACAAUAAUAACUGGAGUGAAUGAGACCGUUUUCGAACUGAAUUAUUGGAUAUAAAUGAAUUUGUUAGUUCAAUCGGUUGUACUAUACGUCAAAAUCACUCGACUGUGUGCUGCCUUGAUGCUGGUAUUGGUGGCGUCUUUGCAUUGAAAUAUUCGGCAUAAUAAAACUAUACCUACAAUGGGUAGGAAUGUGGAUAAAUUUUUUCUUCUCAUGUGGAAAAAUGUUCUUCUUCAGUAUCGAAAACCACUUCAAACUAUCGUAGAAAUCAUGGCAACUGUAUUCUUCUGCCUCAUUCUCGUGUAUAUAAGAAAUGGAUCGGACACCAAGUUGCGUCAGGAUAUAGUUUUUCCAGCCUUCUUGCCAGUUCCAGUUGAACGAAACCUUAAUGAUACAACGGUUGAACAAAUCUUUAAUGACUCUCUGGUUGAACAGGACUAUAAUGAUACAAUCGCUUCAGUAUUUGGUGUUCCUGACAGAAAAAUAUUAGGAUUUCCUGCAGAGCUACGAGCAAUACAAUAUGGUCAGGGUGACUGGAAAACUAAUCUCAUUUAUCCAAUAUAUCAAACUGCUGGGCCAAGAUAUAAUGGAAUCCCGACCGGUGGAGUUCCAAAUUAUCACAAAGAAGGAUUUCUGGGCAUCCAGUACUUCAUAACCGCAUCUAUAAUUCUUGUUAAAAAUGGUUUCACUUAUGAUACUAUAAACACCAAAGUAACGGAACUAGAGAAGUGGAUUGUUGACAAUCAAGUUCCCGUUAUCAACAUGAAACGUUUUCCACAUGCAGAAUGGUAUGAAGACCCUUUACAUGAAAUGCUCAAAUCAACAAUUGGAAUAAUUAUAAUGUUGAGUUUCGUAUAUACUUGCAUUAACACUACGAAAUCUAUAACUACAGAAAAAGAAAAUCAACUCAAGGAAUCAAUGAAGAUUAUGGGGUUACCUAACUGGCUCCAUUGGUCAGCAUGGUUCGUGAAGUGCUUCAUUUUUCUUCUUAUAUCUGCCAUCAUAAUAGUAGUUUUGCUAAAAUUCAGAUGGUUUACCAAUAAAGAGUCGGCUGUAUUCACCAGAUCUGAUCCAAUAGUAAUGACGUUAUUUCUCAUCUUCUACAUUUUUGCAACUAUUACAUUCUGUUUUCUGGUCAGCGUAUUCUUUUCGAAAGCUAAUAUUGCAGCCCUCAACCUUGGAAUUUUCCCUUUGUAGUUUCAUAUUGGUGUGGUCAGGAAUACUGUAUGGACGAUAAAAAUGAUAAAUACUCAAGUGUUGAAGGAGAAUUUUUUGAAUGCGAACCAAAAAAUUUCAAAGCUGGAAUUCAGAUAAAAAGUCUCUGCAAAGUUUUUGGUAAUAAAGUAGCUGUGAGAAAUAUCUCACUUAAUAUGUAUGAAAACCAAAUAACUGUUCUACUGGGUCAUAACGGUGCGGGAAAAACUACAACUAUGUCAAUGCUGACAGUCAAUAAAAGUGGUCGAAUUAACAGAAAUAAAAAAUAUGAAGAAAAAUUCAGUAACUCUGCUCCAAAGUUCAGAAAUGGAAAAGCAUCAACUUUGUCUGGAGGUAUGAAAAGAAAACUAUGCGUGGGAAUAGCUCUGUGUGGUAAUUCUAAAGUUGUAAUGUUGGAUGAGCCUACAGCGGGUAUGGAUCCAUCUGCAAGGAGGGCAUUGUGGAACUUGUUACGGUCUCAAAAGCAAGGACGAACUAUGCUCCUUACUACACAUUUCAUGGACGAAGCUGACCUUCUUGGAGACAGAAUUGCAAUUAUGGCAGAUGGAGAACUACAGUGCUGUGGUUCAAGUUUUUUUCUCAAAAAAAAGUACGGUGCUGGUUACAGACUCAUAAUGGAAAAGGGGAAUGAUUGUGAUGUUGAAAAAGUAUCGUGCUUAUUGGCGAAGUACAUAUCCGAUAUUGAGAUUCGCAGCAAUGUUGGAACGGAACUGACGUAUCUCUUAGACGAUAACCAAUCAAUAAUUUUUGAGUCUCUCUUAAAAGAAUUGGAAGAAGAGUCGACAAAACUAGGAAUACUGGGGUAUGGAAUCUCUCUAACAACUUUAGAGGAAGUUUUUAUGAAGGUUGGUGCAGAUCAUGGUCAUGAAGAAAAUAACAACGGUUUGUCACUUGGAAAUGGUCUGACGAAAGAAAGUACAAUUGAACUAACACCAAACAAAGUUGAUUAUUCUUUUUCUUUGAUUUAUUCAAGGGUUGGUGCAGAUCAUGGUCAUGAAGAAAAUAACAACGGUUUGUCACUUGGAAAUGGUCUGACGAAAGAAAGUACAAUUGAACUAACACCAAACAAAGACAACGUUUCCAUCUUGCCAGUUCACACUGGUGGGUCAUCCUUAUUGGUGAAUCAAUUUCGAGCGAUGUUUAUGAAAAAAUAUAUUUCAAUAAUUCGAUCUUGGAUUUUAAGUUGCAUUCAUAUGAUCUUGCCGUCCAUAUCACUGAUAAUUACAUUUGGUGUGGCACGAUAUAACAGAAAAACAGGAAAUCUUCCACCAAUGACUUUAAAUUUGAACAAAUUUGAAAAUUCUGUAACGCAAGUUGAGAACAAUGGGUACGGUUACACAGAUGUCUUAGAAAGCUAUGGAUAUUUGUUCAGUGAAGUGAAUAAUCUGACAGAAAAUACGCUGGAAUUGACAAGAACGAAUCCCAAUCUGGUACGAAGGAGUUACAUCGUUGGUGCAUCUUUCGAAUUUAUCGACAUACCUUUCGUAGGAACAACAGGAAACAUCACAGCAUGGUUCAAUAAUGAUCCAUUUCAUAGUCCUGGUAUAUCUUUAGGACUUGUAUUGGACAGUAUUUAUCGAAAGUUAUGUAAUGGAAGCAGCAUUGAAUUCACGAAUCACCCAUUGCCUUAUAUGGUUAAAACCGAAAUAAUUGAACUUUUUUUUGGCCAGUCUGUAGGGUAUCAACUGGCAAUAAAUGUCGUCUUCAGUAUGACCUUUGUCUCCGCGUUCUACGUCAUUUUCAUUGUCAAAGAGAUCAAAUGUGGCUCUAAACACUUACAGUUUAUCUCAGGAGUUAAAGUCCUCGUAUUUUGGAUGACGAAUAUUUUGUGCGAUUCGUUGACGUACGCGUUGACAAUUUCAUUGUUUCUUAUCACGAUGACAUUCUUUCAGGAAGGAGGUUACAGCAGUUCUGUUGACUUCGGUCGGAUGCUAAUUAUACUACUAAGCUUUGCAUGGUCAUUUUUACCCAUGAUAUAUAUUGCCAGCUACUUAUUCAAAGAACCUUCAAGUGGAUAUAGUAAACUUGUUUUAUUUGGGAUUUUUACAGGCAACGUACUAUUUAUAAUGGUUCAAAUAUUCUCAACUUCUGGUUUGAAAUUCAAAAAUAUCGCAGAAUGGCUACAUUGGAUACUGCUAGUGACUCCCCAUUAUUGUCUAGCUACCGCCUUCAGUGAGAGUUUCAAAGUAUAUUCAUUCAAUGAGGUUUGCAAGCGUUUAUUUGAGAGCUGUGCACUCAUGCAUAUUUCGGAAGACGAGUGCUUCGAUAUAAUUGGUUCGAAGGAAAUCACGGAUGUAUGCACAGACCUGAAUAUUUCAUAUUUUCAAUGGGACUCUCCAGGGAUAGGAAAAAACUUGUUUUUCUCAUGUUUCACAGGAUUUUCUUCGUAUAUUAUACUUUUCUCCAUUGAGUAUGGAGUAUUUUCUCGACUCACUUCCUAUUUCGAAAAAUAUGUCUCUAUUCAUCAGCCGGUUAAAAUCAUGGAAGAGGAUUCUGACGUCAUUGAUGAAAAAGAAAGGAUUUCUAAUGCCACUGAAAUGGAUAUACGUUUAACCUACCAACUAGCUGUUAGAGAUCUAACCAAAUUUUAUAAAAAAUCCCUGGCAGUGAAUGGAUUAUGCCUAGGAGUGAAAAAGUAUGAAUGUUUUGGACUUCUCGGAGUAAACGGAGCUGGUAAAACUUCAACAUUCAAAAUGAUAACUGGGGAUGUAAAAAUCUCCUACGGUGAUGGUUGGGUUACCGGAAAGAGUAUAAAAAACCAACUGGCGGAAGCUCAAAAAUGUAUCGGUUAUUGUCCGCAAUUUGAUGCUCUCCUAGAUGACAUGACGGUACACGAGACAAUCGUAAUGUUUUCCUUAUUGAGAGGGAUUAGACUGGAAAAUGUCUAUAAUUUACCACGGUUUCUGGCUAAGGAAUUUGACUUUCAGAGACAUCUGAAUAAGAAGGCAAAAGAAUUGAGCGGUGGAAAUAAGAGAAAAGUGAGCACAGCAAUUUCAUUAAUAGGAGAUCCUCCAGUGUUAUAUCUUGAUGAGCCAACUACAGGAAUGGAUCCAGCUGCUAAACGUUAUUUCUGGAAUGCACUCUGUAAAAUUCGGGACAACGGCAAAUGCAUAGUCCUUACGUCACAUAGUAUGGAAGAAUGUGAAGCUCUUUGCACACGACUUGCCAUCAUGGUUAAUGGAAAUUUUCGAUGUUUGGGGUCUACCCAACAUCUGAAGAACAAAUUCGCAGAAGGUUAUACUUUGACAAUCAAGUUGAGAAAACUAUCAGACUUUUCCGGUUCCCAACGUUCCGUAGCAGAACCUAUCGAAAAGUUCAUAGAAGAACACUUCCCAAAAGCUCAAAUGAGAGAGAAACAUCAAGAGCUGGUAACGUACUACAUUACUGAUAAGUCGAUUCCUUUGUCGAAAAUGUUUGGUGUCCUUGAAAAAGCGAAACGAAGUGAUCUCAAUAUCGAGGAUUAUUCCUUGGGACAGAGUAGUCUUGAACAAGUAUUUCUGACGUUUACAAGGAAUCAGAAAGAAACGUCUUGAAGUUCUGCCAUACGAGUAUUACCUCACUAAGGAAGAUUGCUUUAGCCCUCAGGAUGUGCCCACAAAGUUGAAUUUUGAUCAUUCGUCCUUGAAUCAUACAAAACAAUCGGUGAAAUUCGAAAGUUGAUAAACCGAAUGUCAAUUUAUUAACCAAGACUUUUGAUGCAGUUACAUUUACAGUACCAGUUACUUAGAACAACUCACUUUUCAGACUUUACAUACAAAUAAAUCAUUUAUCGCAAAUAUAUUUGAAAAAUCUGCGAUGUGGAAUACAUUGCUGUUUAUGAAUUGUCAUACGUUUUUCUCAAAAAUAUAUUUUUUGUCCACCGUUAUCAGAGGUUUUUGUUACAUACAACUUUUAGACAUUAAACUUUAGAAAAUCAAAAACAUUUCAAAUUAUGACAUGACAUAACUUUUUUGCUAUUUUGAAAAUACAAUAAUUUGCUGAAUAUUAUUGUACAAGUGAAGUAUUUGUUUGUUUCAACUGUGGAAUGAUAUGAUAUGAUGAAUUGCAUGUAAGAUAAGAUUUUUUUGUAUUGGUAUAAGCGAUGUUCAGAUUAUUUCAGUUGUGAUUGUUGAUCUUUUGAAAUUGAAGUAUCAUGUUAUGUUCAUUGCCAAUUACUACGCAAUUUUUUCUUUACCAUAUUGUAUUGUAUGGUAAGGAAUCAUAUUCACAGUAAUUUUAUAUAUUUAUGAAGGUGGAUCCCAAGGUUUACCAAAGUUUAAAUUCAUUAUUUGUUCAUCAGACGAUAAACUAUGAUAAGGUAUCUAUUGUGGAGUUGAAUUUGUAUGUGUACUCUUUCACCGUACCCAGUAAGGACCUCAUGAUAUUACAAAAUAGAUUUACUCACCACUGGAAUGAGAAGAUGGAAAAAAAACGUAAUUAUGAUUAUUAUGUUGUCAUACUGAUUCAAUAUUACUAAAUCAGUCCUGAAAAUAAGUGAUUAAAUAAUACAGAAUGUAAAGUAAACAAUAAGAACUUAAA
Molecule: messenger RNA, 5758 nt
Organism: Leptinotarsa decemlineata (Colorado potato beetle)
Lineage: Eukaryota; Metazoa; Arthropoda; Insecta; Coleoptera; Chrysomelidae
Product: phospholipid-transporting ATPase ABCA3
Biological process (GO): transmembrane transport; lipid transport
Cellular component (GO): intracellular membrane-bounded organelle; membrane
Molecular function (GO): ATP hydrolysis activity; ATP binding; lipid carrier activity
Source: RefSeq, a predicted model, not a curated record